Rhizophagus irregularis DAOM 181602=DAOM 197198 is the source of this 429-nucleotide messenger RNA. Lineage: Eukaryota; Fungi; Glomeromycota; Glomeromycetes; Glomerales; Glomeraceae. The record is from RefSeq and is a predicted model, not a curated record.
GUCCGAUGCUUAUACAAUUCUCCAUUUUCGGCAUAUUCCAACACCAAAAAUAACACUCUGGGCUCUAUUCUUUUUGAAGCGUUACUAAAAAUUUGUGGUUUCGCAUACCGGACGCAAGCCAGAGACGUAUGACACUCUGUAGUACGCCUGAUUACUGGCACCUGAAAUGAUCAAAGACACAGGUUAUGACCAAUAGAUAGAUUCGUGGCACUUGGAGUGUUGUGUUAUGAAUUCUUGGUUGGGGAGCCUCCUUUUAUGGUUCAAGGUAGAUUAUAAAAUACCAAAUCAAAUCUCUUCGGAAGCUAAAAAUCUCAUUUCGUCUUUAUUACAGUCCGAUCCUGAGAAACGUUUGCCCCUCGAUCAUGUUACAACACACCCAUGGAUUUUGAAGAAUAAGUAAUCAGUUUAUGGAAUAUGAAAGAAUUUGUA